Messenger RNA from Megachile rotundata (alfalfa leafcutting bee), 5289 nucleotides. RefSeq names its product contactin. Gene Ontology annotation, biological process: axon guidance; cell-cell adhesion. Gene Ontology annotation, molecular function: protein binding. Gene Ontology annotation, cellular component: plasma membrane; axon. The record is from RefSeq and is a predicted model, not a curated record. Lineage: Eukaryota; Metazoa; Arthropoda; Insecta; Hymenoptera; Megachilidae.
CUUUUGUUGAACGAAGAAAGUUAUCAAAAUAUAGUACUAUAAUUAAAGGCUUAUUUUUAAUAAGUUUGAAGCACAUGCUAUUUAAUUUGUGUAUAUAGGUUGAAUGCACACAAAACAUAAUAUAUCUUUAUGAUAAACCGUGUAUCACUUCAUAAUUUUUUUUCUGCGUCACUCAUCUAAUUUCAAAUUUGAGUCAAAGAAAAUUGAAUAUCUAUAAUCGUGAGUCAAGUUAAUUUUCAUGUCAGACGUAAGUUUACAUGUAGUUGUGCGACGUUACAUAGCAAGGAUGCCAAGUUUUAAAGUUAUUAAAUUAUAGUUUGUUAUAUUUUAGAUACAAACGGAAUUUAACGAAGAACACUUAAUGAUUAAUCAAUCAUUUUGAGAUACACAACAAUAAUGUAUCAUGUACAAACAGUUUUGAUAUACACCCUGGUUGCAUUAACUGGUGUAUAUACUCAGAACUUUUUAUAUGGAGAAGAAUAUAAUCAAUGUCCCCUACAUUGGAUAAAAUUCCAAGAAUCAUGUUACCGUUUUAUAAAAAGUCCUGUUAGGGAAAGACAAGAUGCGAGAAAAAAUUGUCAGGCCUAUCAGAGUGAUCUUCUUACAAUUAAUUCAUUGGAAGAACAUGGAUUUAUAAUGUAUCAGUUGUUAUGGCAAGAUCCACAACACCACAAAUGGUACACUGGUAUAAAGAAUCAAAAUGGUAAUUGGGUGAAUGAAGCUGAUAAUACUCAAUUAACAAACAUGGAUAAUGCAUUUUUACCAGAACCGAAUGAUAGAGAUUAUAAUAGAGAUUAUGUAGUAUACUCUUAUAAUAAUAAUCUACGACGUUGGGGACUUGAAACUGUAACUGGUAGUGAAAAAUUGUUAUAUAUUUGCGAAGCGCCUAUGUCAAAUUUGCAUAAUUUAAUAGAAGACGAUCGCACUUACCAUUAUGGUGUUGAGAUUGAAAAUCCUAAUGAGAUACCUAGAGGGCCAUAUUUUAUUAAACAACCUGUGGAUAAAGUAUUUGAUGUAUCAAAAAGAAAAAUAAACAAUGAUAUUUCAUUAAGCUGCUUAGCAGGUGGCUAUCCUGCACCCACAUAUGAGUGGUUUAAAGAAGACUAUGAAAAUGAUAGAUUAAUUGCAACAAAAAUAAAUCCACUAGAUAAUGCAAGAUAUACUGUAAGCGGUGGUACUUUGAUUAUCUAUGAGCCUGAUCAGACAGAAGAUAGAGGUGCAUACCAUUGUAAAGCAACAAAUAAAUUUGGUACAAUUAUAUCUGAAAGUGUGGAACUAUCAUUUGGAUAUAUUUUGGAGUUCAACUUAAAACGUUCAGAAGAGCGAGGAGAUCAAAAAUGGGGAAAAGCUGUAUAUUGUGAUCCACCUCAACAUUUUCCCGGAGUAAAAUAUUAUUGGGCACGUGACUAUUUCCCUAAUUUUGUCGAAGAAGAUAAACGUGUUUUCGUUUCCCAUGAUGGAGCUCUUUAUUUUUCUGUAUUGGAAAUGAUUGAUCGUGGAAAUUAUUCUUGUAACGUUCAAAGCGUUGCUUCCGACACCGGUCGUAACGGACCAUUCUUCCCUUUAAGAGUUGAUCCACAUUCCUCUUUCCAGCAAUUAAAGUUUCCUAAUAAUUUUCCGAAAGCAUUUCCUCAAGCGCCAAUCGCAGGAGAAGAAGUUAGACUCGAGUGCAUUGCAUUUGGAUAUCCUGUUCCUUCGUUUAAUUGGACAAGAAGGGGUGGCUCAUUACCACGUGGAUCAUAUACAACUAGUUAUAACCGAGUAUUAAUUAUACCGAAAGUACAUGUUGAUGAUCAAGGAGAGUACAUUUGCAGAGCCCAUAAUGACAGAUUGUCGAUUGAAAACUCUGUAACAUUAACUAUUCAAGCAGCUCCAAAUUUUACUAUUCCACUGGUAGAUAAACACAUGGAUAACAGAGGAGAACUAACUUGGACUUGUGAAGCAUUUGGAAUACCAGAUGUUACUUAUAGUUGGUUUAGGAAUGGUGAAUUAUUAAACGUAGAUACCCUUCCUAUCGAAGAUAGAGAACGAUAUUUUAUACAAGAUAAUGUUCUAACUAUAAAAAAUUUGGACCCCGAACGAGACCAAGCUAUGUAUCAAUGUCGCGCCAGAAAUCAAUUAAAGACAAAAUAUUCGUCUGCACAACUAAGAGUUUUAUCAUUAAAACCAUCAUUUAAAAAACGGCCUAUGGAACCUGAAACUUAUGCAGCUGAAAGAGGUAAUGUUACUAUCUUUUGCAAUCCUGAAGCUGCGCCCAAACCAAAAUUUGUUUGGAAGAAAGAUGGAAAUAUUAUUGGCUCUGGUGGUAGACGUAGAAUCUUAGAAGGUGGCAACCUUAUAAUUAGUCCUGUUUCAAGCGAUGAUGAAGGCACGUAUGUUUGUAGCGCAACAAAUCAAUAUGGAUCCGAUGAAACUCGAGGGCGAUUAAUAGUGUUACGUCGCCCAUAUUUUCUGGAAAAAUUACCUCAACGUAUAACUACAGCGGUAAUGCAAAAUCAAACUUUACGCUGUAUAGGGGAAGUGGAUGAAAUGUUAGAUGUAGCUUAUAUUUGGAAACACAAUGGUUUACGAAUCAGGGAUGAAGAUCUAGCAAGUAAUCCUAGAUUACGUAUCGAUGGUGGAGAACUAAAUAUAAUAAAUGCUACAUUCGCGGAAGCUGGGGAUUAUGAGUGUAUAAUUAAGAGCGCUGUAGGGGAAAUUUCUAGUACAACAACGGUUAUGAUAGAAGGACCACCUGGACCACCAGGUGGUGUUCAAGUUGUAAAUAUCGUCAAAACAUCUACAACAUUACGUUGGACAGACGGUGCUUUUAAUGGCAGACCCAUUACUAUGUAUACUGUAAGCGCGAGAACUAACUGGAACCACACAUGGUUCAAUGUUAUAGAAAAUAUCACUGCCAUAGAAGUAGAUAGAUACAAUGGCAGAAAAGAGGCUUAUUUGGAAAAUGUUUUAAAUCCUUAUACUACUUAUGAAUUUUGUGUAUCCGCUUUUAAUGAAUUGGGAUAUAGUGUGCCAUCAGCACCUUCUCCACAGUAUAGUACACCAUCAGAUAAACCAUAUAAAAUUCCAUCUAACAUAGGUGGGGGAGGUGGUAAAAUUGGAGAUCUGACAAUAGCAUGGAAUCCUUUACCACCUUCUGAACAGAACGGUCCAGGAAUUUACUAUAAAGUCUUUUGGCGUCGAAAAUAUCACGAGAAAGAGUUUCAGUCUUUAUCUCUGAAAGGACAGGGUAACAUUGGAAGAAGUGUUGUAGCAAUACAACCGCAGUAUUAUUAUACAGAAUAUGAAGUCAAGGUUCAAGCGAUAAAUUCAUUAGGUUCUGGGCCAGUUUCCAAUGAAGUUACGAUAUUUAGUGCAGAAGACAUGCCACAAGUAGCUCCACAACAAGUUGUUGCACAUAGUUACAAUAGUACUAGCUUGAAAGUUAGUUGGUCGCCAAUUGAACAAACUCGUGAAAAGGUACGAGGCAAGUUGAUAGGUCAUAGGAUAAAAUAUUGGAAAGAAAGUAACAGAGAAGAAGAUGCAGUAUAUUAUUUGUCUCGAAGUACACAACCUUGGGCUCUUGUAGUCGGUUUGCAACCUGAUACCUAUUACUACGUAAAAGUAAUGGCAUACAACUCUGCCGGAGAAGGUCCCGAAAGCGAACGAUAUUUAGAAAGAACUUAUCGAAAAGCACCACAGAAACCACCGUCUUCUGUCACUGUGAACGGUAUAAAUCCUUCGACGAUCAGAGUUGUAUGGCGAUACGUACAGCCAAGUUUAGAAGAAGAACCAUUAAUAGGUUAUAAAAUACGUGUGUGGGAAUUAGAUCAAGAUAUGAGUACCGCGAAUGAUACCAUUAUACCAGGUGGAUCAAAAUUAGAAGCAGACAUCACUAAUCUUACCCCUGGUAAAGCAUAUCAUUUACGAGUACUCGCAUUUAGCAAAGGAGGAGAUGGACGCAUGUCAAGUCCAACUCGUACAUUCCAAAUGGGUGAUGAAGCUCUUUUUAAAAGUAGCGCGAGUAACAAGAUAUUAGAUGCUGCCUUAGGUAUAUCAUUGUUAUUACUAUUACGAAUUUAUAAUUGUGUGUAAUAUGAGCAUAUUUUUUAUACAAAAUAGAUAUAGCAAAUAUUUAGCAACCAUUUUUAAAAAUGCAAUGAAAAAAUGCAAUAUAUUGAAUAUUUUUAUGUAGAUAAAACAAAUAUAAAUUUUUAUAAUUUUUUUACAUUAUUAAGUUAAUGGUAUCUAAUAUUAACACGUUACUAAUGAUCUGAAUAUUAUUGAAUAUUAAUAACACAUUAAAUUGUUACAAAUAACAAGAGAAAACAUAAUUAAGACUUUUGAUCAGAGUAACGUUUGAUACAUUCAUUUUGUCAGUAUAAAAAUUCAUUCGUUUAAUAUCAUAUCAUGUUUAACAACAGUAACUGAUUCUUAUAUAGUAUUGUUAUACAGUAUGAGUAAUUUUGUACUUCAAAAUAUUACCUUAAUUAACCUAACUUCUAAACGUUAGUUAAUCUAAAACAUUAAUUAUAUUAAUGUUUAACCGCUUAAGUGCUAGUAUGAGUUACAAGAAUAUUGGUAUGAGAACGUUGAUUAAGGGCCCCAGAUCAACAUACAUUUUAUCAAAACAAUGAUAUUUAGUUAUUUCAACUAUACACAUAGUUAACUAGAAUUAUCCCGAGAAAUCAGAUAAUAAUUUAAAAAGUUAUAUCAUUAAUAAAGAAGGAGCAAAAUAAUACUUGUUGGCAAUCUUCUGGUAAAGAGAAAGAAUGCGAUAUUCUUUAAUAUCUUCGGAAUAUAAGUCAUAGGUGCGAUUGUGCAGCUAAAAGUAUAAUCAGUUAAAUAUAAUAUAAAAUUUUUAUUAUUUUUGCACAUUUUUAUAAUUAUUUUUAAGAAUUUGUAAACAAAAGAUCUUUUUAUUUUAGUUGACAAAGCUUCUAUCCAUCCGUCCAUAAAUAUCCAGAUGAUAGACUGUAAAUAAUAUUUAUCACCUUAAUCUUUUUCAAUAAAUUUUGAAACAACUUUAAUGUUGCUCUGUUUGUACAGACAAUAAUAAAAUACUUCAUAAAAAAUUUCAUUAAGGAAUCAAUAAUUUGAUACAUAAAUUUUCAGUUAUGUAAGAAGUUUUUUAUUGGAGAAUGACAUUAAGAAAUAAUGUUUUUUACGGGUGCAUACAAAUUUAGAUUUGAAUAGAAUUCAAGUUUUUAUUAUGUGUUUAUUAAUAUAACUUUUAGUUAUAAGAAAUUGUGUAUCAUUUUGUAUUAAUGUAUUACUAAACAAACGAUCUGAUAUUAUACGUUUUACAAU